Fusarium verticillioides 7600 is the source of this 1307-nucleotide messenger RNA. RefSeq lists its product as hypothetical. NCBI's taxonomy places the organism in Eukaryota, Fungi, Ascomycota, Sordariomycetes, Hypocreales, Nectriaceae. Gene Ontology annotation, biological process: protein processing. The record is from RefSeq and is a predicted model, not a curated record. Bases 163 to 1005 code for a protein of 280 amino acids. The transcript has a single exon. Gene Ontology annotation, cellular component: endoplasmic reticulum; Dsc E3 ubiquitin ligase complex.
UCACGUCACCAAUACCACCCAGCUUCACUUCACUCAACUUCAGCUUUAUUUGCUACAUGUUACACAUAUUCAAUUGUAACAUCUCACAACUUUACUCCCACUCACUCCGUCAUUGAGAACAUCAUACAAUCUCAUCAUCAACUCCCAAACAAUGCCCUCAUCAUGACCUCCCAAGCCUCAUCAUCCCAUCCUCUCCCCCCUCCCCUCCAUCUCACAAUCCGCUUCACAACAUCCUUCCCAGAUCUCGAACUCGACAUCCCCUCCCCCCAAACAACAACCGUCCUCGCUCUCAAACACCUCCUCCGCACACGACUCUCAUCCAAAAGUCGCCUACGCCUCAUCCACCAAGGUCAUCUGCUCCCCGAUGCUUCAGCGCUAAGCUCAGUCCUCAAACCACAUUCUGCGCCGCCACGCACAAAUGAUGAUCCGAAAGGCAAGGGCAAGGCUGUUGAGGGUGCGAAUGUGGCACGGGUCUAUGUUAAUUGCUCCAUUGGUGAUGAGUUGUCGAGCGAGGAGUUGAAGAAGGAAGAGGAGGAGGCGCUUAAGCCACCGAAGGAAGCGACUGGUGAUGGUUCGAAACCUACGACUUCGACGAGGCCGCGACCGCGGGGAUUUGAUCGAUUGCUGCAGUCUGGCUUUUCACCUUCAGAAAUCGCAACUUUGAGGACACAGUUUACAUCAAUUCAUACAGCGCGCUUCACACCAGAUGCUAUGCCAUCACCUGACACCCUGCGCAACAUGGAAGACGCAUGGAUCGACAACAACGCCGAAGGAAUCCCCUCCGGGUCCAAUCCACUCGAGGACGAAAACUCCGGCAUGGCUUCUGUACUCGAAAUACUAAUCAAAGCCAUGACAGUCGGAUUCUUCUUCCCACUGGGAAGUCUAGCAUGGCUGAUGCGCCAGGAGGGUAUCUGGAGUAAGAGAUGGCAGAUAUUCGUUGGCUUUGGCGUUGUCUUUAGUCUUUUUAUUGGUUUCAUCAUGGAGCUGUCUGGUGACCGGCCUUAGUAGAGCCUUGAAACGCUCCAGAUGGUGCUCAGUGCUUCAACGGUGGUACUGUGUUUGGCUUAUUGGUAUCGAGUUUUCUGGCGUUGACUUUAGGCGUUGUCAUGCCAAAGCAUGGGUUACAGCGGAUGGGUGGCGUUAUGGCUUUACACGUAUUCUAUAUACUGCUCUUAAAAGCAGGAGAAACAGACGGAAUACACAGCAGCGAUCAAAUCCAUGUGUCUCGUUCUCCAAACCUAAGUCUUUAUCGGCCCUGAAUAAUUGUUAUGAAUUCUGGCAGGUUCCGCAAACUCAACCGAAGCCUG